This is a messenger RNA of Drosophila gunungcola (fruit fly), 1224 nucleotides long. RefSeq lists its product as uncharacterized. The transcript is spliced from 2 exons. Bases 129 to 1142 code for a protein of 337 amino acids. The record is from RefSeq and is a predicted model, not a curated record. Gene Ontology annotation, molecular function: protein binding. NCBI's taxonomy places the organism in Eukaryota, Metazoa, Arthropoda, Insecta, Diptera, Drosophilidae.
GGCCAUCUGCAGUGCGAUCUGAAAACCGGUAAAGAAUUCCCCGGCGAGUGGCUAAGACUGGUACUUAAGCACCGCUGGCCACAAGAUGCGAUCAGUUGUUGUGGAGACGAGCAGCUGACCAGAUCAACAUGAGGCCAUACCAAAUUGCUUGUAUCUUAGUAACUGCCUUGCUGCUUUUGGAGGCUACACCCGCGGAGGCGAAGCGUCGCAAGCACAAGGGCUCCUCCGAUCACCAUGGCCAUGAGAAAUCCGAUCCCCACCAGACCAAGACGAAGACCAAGUGGUCCAGCUCCACGGAUCUGGCUGGCAGCACCCAGGUGUCCACCGAGGAGCAUGGCUACUAUGUGAAGCGCACCUAUGCGGCUCCUGGGGAAUCGGGCGCAAUGCACCAAAAGCGUCUUAGCCCGCCGUAUUUGGCCAUUCCCAUUGCCUGGUUCAGCUGUGAGUCUGGGCAGAAGGAUUGCCAGAGCUCCAAUUCGGCGGCCAUUAAUAGUGCUGCCCAAUCGUUGAGCGAGGGAUACUUGUGCGACGACGAUUGCGAUGAGCUGUACGAACCCAUCUGCGGCCGGACAUCCUCCGAGGUGGCCGUCUUCUAUAACAAGUGCAAGCUGGCCGUGGCCAAGUGCCGAUCCCACGGCCUUUGGACGGACUUCUCCUACGCCGAGUGCCAGGCGAAAUACGCCCAGGAGACUGCCUACGCGGACAAGAAGUUCCGUGCAUCGCCCUACUUCCGGGAUGCGGCCAUUGUGGAGCAACUGAAGCUGCAGGAGGAGAAAAAGAUGCAGGAGGAGGAGCAGCAGAAGCUGGAGAAGGAGCAGCGAAAGCGGGAGAAAGCUGAGAAAAAGAAGAAGGAAAAGGACAGCAGUGAGAGCAGUGAGGAGAAGGAGGACCAAAAAGUACCGCUCGAGGAGGAGUCCUUGACUCUGAGUCUUCAGAAGCCAAUGGAAACUCCUCUGGUCCCAGUGCCAGUGGCUGUCCAGUCGGCAAUGUCCAAUGUAGAGCCUGCAAAGACCACCGAGGACAUCGCCCUGCCACCCAUGCCUUUGAAGGAGACUCCCACCCCCAAACCGCUCCAGAUUGCGCCCCUGAAGGAGCAGACCCCACCCAAGGAUAAUGAUAAGCUCAAGUACCAUGUAGCUUAGUCUAUUAAUCGCUAGGAAAAUCUCAUAUAAGUAUAACUAUUUAUUUAAUUUAUUACAAUAAAAAGCUUUAAAAUCUUUAAAA